AUGGCAAAUUCGUUAACCCUUGCACCCCUGGCCACUGCGGUGCCCAUUUCAACCACAUCAAAGAAGACUAGCCACUUCUCUAUCAUAGGUGCAGUUACUACAGUAUUGGGCUUGAACUUUAGUGACACAGUAAGUGCCAGUGUAGCCAGAAGGCCUCCGUUGUUGCAUCCACCAGAGGGGAAAACUGACCCAAAGGUGAAGGUGAAGUGCAUUACGACGAAAGUUCUAGCUAGCAAGAAGAGGAAAGAAGCCAUGAAAGAAUCAAUGGCCAAGCUAGAGAGGGGGGAAAGCCCAUCAAAGAACCAUCUGAAUAGUUUCCCAAAACAUGCCUUGUAUGUCCAUUUGGGAGGAAUUUGUAUCCCUAGAAGGAGUUGA
This is a messenger RNA of Ilex paraguariensis (yerba mate), 375 nucleotides long. NCBI's taxonomy places the organism in Eukaryota, Viridiplantae, Streptophyta, Magnoliopsida, Aquifoliales, Aquifoliaceae. The record is from the annotation of a GenBank genome assembly.